Molecule: messenger RNA, 873 nt
Organism: Lachancea mirantina
Lineage: Eukaryota; Fungi; Ascomycota; Saccharomycetes; Saccharomycetales; Saccharomycetaceae
Source: the annotation of a GenBank genome assembly
AUGACUGCUGAUAAUGAACUCGAUGUCCGUUAUGAAAGCCCAAAUAGCGGCCAAAGAAACCACUCAUCGGUAAUUCAAAUGCUGUCGUCAGCUACCCCUCAAAACCUGCUUUUAUUAAACCAAAUAUUACGAGAGCUGGCGCACUCUCUUAAUAAGCCCGUGCUGGAGUUUAUCGACUCUUUGAUCGAAAGAAUCAUGAUUCCACGGGGUCAAAAGCUGUUAUUCUGGUUGGACAAACAGAAUGGAGAAAGUUUGUCUGCCAGCGCGGUUGCGGAAGAAUUUCAGGUCUACGAUCUUGGUCACGGAAAGUUGCUGGAAAUGAUCUACUUGCGGCAGCUCGUAGUGAAGAUUCUGAACGACGAAAAGUCUCUUCCAAAAGUGUCGUCGCCAGAGUAUGCGUCAAAGCUUUCGGUUCUGAUGGAACACAUGCACGCGUUGCUCAUAGCUCUACUCAAGGAACUGAGCGGAUUUAUUCAUAUUUCGGAAACUAGUUCUGUGCAUAAAAAGCUGGUGGAAGAUCACAUCACUAAUUUCCGCACUGCUUUUGAUGGCUACAAGUCUUUCAACGAAAUAUUGGAGGCACUGGCUGCCACACCGAAGCUAUUUAGCCCGCCAGAAGAAGGUACUUUUAAAAUUGAGCCAAAAACGAUCGCAAAGAUCAAAAAUUUCACGGAAACAAACAAAAAAUGGUGCAUAGAUCUACUGUUAGACUCCAACGCCUUGCGAGAAUUUUUCCUUUUAGAAAAUGAUGCCAAGCUCUCUGACGACAACACCGUGGACGAUCUUUGUUUCGUUGUGACAUCAGAAAAAUUCAUUUGCUUCAACCGUCUACGCAAGGAAAGAUUACGUAUAAGUCAUCGAAGGGUUUUUUGA